Molecule: messenger RNA, 1067 nt
Organism: Oncorhynchus nerka (sockeye salmon)
Lineage: Eukaryota; Metazoa; Chordata; Actinopteri; Salmoniformes; Salmonidae
Product: oocyte zinc finger protein XlCOF15-like
Exons: 2
Biological process (GO): regulation of transcription by RNA polymerase II
Cellular component (GO): nucleus
Molecular function (GO): DNA-binding transcription factor activity, RNA polymerase II-specific; RNA polymerase II transcription regulatory region sequence-specific DNA binding
Source: RefSeq, a predicted model, not a curated record
CUGCAGGGAAUUCGUUUUACAGACAUGGUUGAACCUCCAGUCGUGGCAGGAACCAAGUUGGUCAUGGAGGGCUUGACACUGCCAGUUGAGACAGUUGAACAAACAGUAGAAGUUGAGGAACAACCAAUACUUACAGGUGAACAAUACAUGGAAACGGAUGAACAAUACAUGGAAACUUAUGAACAACCAAUGGAGACUGGGUUACAACCAGUGGUAACUGAAGAACAACCAAUGGAGACUGGGUUACAACCAGUGGCAACUGAAGAACAACCAAUGAGUGAACUGCUACUUGUCACAGAAGAGGCUUCUGAGUGUGUCUCAGACCCCACUGCUUCUACGGAGAUCAUUCUUGAACUAUCCGCUGUUCCUCUAGAGUCUGCUGCUCCUGAAGAGUGGGAACUGGGCCAACCUGAGGAUGCACAGAAGGCGACCCAUGUGGAUGACGUGGCCGCUAGUGACAGAAAAAAUAUUCCCCCCCAAGAAGAACAGAAUGGAGCCACUCAAGAUGGACAUGUCCAGGCUGCCAAAAAUGGUGACUCCGCUCACAUCUUCCCAGAUCUCUAUGCAGUGCCUGGAGUGUCACAUCAUCUUCAGCGACCACAAGAGCAAAGAGCGCCACCUCAAGCAGAGUCACCCGGCAGAGUAUGAGCAAUGCAUGCUGGGGGAUGCCCUGUUUGCCUGCUACGUCUGUGACCGCCAAUUCACUAACUCCAGUGACCUCAUGCUUCAUCAGCGUGCACACACGGAAAAGACACCCUUCAAGUGCCCCAUCUGUGGUGAGGCCUUUAGCCGUUCCUCUGAGCUCACCCUCCAUAAGAAGCUUCACUUCGGCCUGUACGGAUACACCUGCGCAGACUGUGGAAAACCCUGCAAGACACUCACCUUACUGAAGUAUCACCGCCGCACGCACACAGGGGAGAGGCCCUAUGUCUGUAAGGAGUGUGGCAAGAGGUUUAGCAUGUCCAAGGCCCUCCAGAAACACGCACUAGCGCAUUUGCCGGAAGGAAUGAAAGGAGACGUUGGAGGGAUCACACCACCGAUGAAGUCACAGCUAAAGAAGAAUAGUG